This is a messenger RNA of Penicillium pulvis, 645 nucleotides long. Its product is annotated as phosphoglycerate mutase family protein. Gene Ontology annotation, cellular component: cytoplasm. The record is from RefSeq and is a predicted model, not a curated record. The transcript has 2 exons. Bases 1 to 645 code for a protein of 214 amino acids. Gene Ontology annotation, molecular function: phosphatase activity. NCBI's taxonomy places the organism in Eukaryota, Fungi, Ascomycota, Eurotiomycetes, Eurotiales, Aspergillaceae.
AUGGCGAAGAUUAUCCAUAUCAUCCGCCAUGCAGAAGGCUUUCACCAGCUCCCCCGUGAUCAUCCGAAUGCCUUAGUUCGGGACCCGUCUUUGACACCUAAAGGCAUUGUACAAAGCCGGCAAUUCAACCAGCGCUUUUCCUAUCACGCCUGUACCGACUUGCUCUGCGCAUCUCCACUUCGUCGGACGAUUCAAACCACAAACCUCGCAUUUGAACCUGAGAUUCGGAAAGGAUUGAAAAUUCUCGCUCUUGCAGACGCCCAAGAGUCGUCCGACGCACCGUGCGACACAGGGAGCGAUGUAUUCAAGCUGGUCUCAGAGUUUGGAACUACAUUGGAUGUUUCUCUCCUUCGCGAGAGGUGGUAUGAGAAGAAAAGUUUAAACAAUACCAGCGUAGAGGCGCUCCGGGCACGUGCAAUCCGAUUGAGGAGGCUACUGCGAGAAAGACCCGAGAAGAAUAUUGUGCUUGUCUCACACGGUACUUUUGCGCAUUACAUUACAGAGCAUGUGGAUCCACAGGGACACCAAACCGGCGAAUAUUGGCGCAACGUCAUGUGGCGAACUUACAGUUUCAGUUCUGGUGACGAUGGGGAUGCAAAACUGCUCGAAACAGAUGAGUCCAUAAACAGACAUACCGACAAUUGA